Messenger RNA from Mytilinidion resinicola, 536 nucleotides. RefSeq lists its product as uncharacterized. Lineage: Eukaryota; Fungi; Ascomycota; Dothideomycetes; Mytilinidiales; Mytilinidiaceae. The record is from RefSeq and is a predicted model, not a curated record. The coding region runs from base 155 to 454 and encodes 99 amino acids. The transcript has 3 exons.
UACGAGGAGGCAGAAAAUACAGCCCCUUCCGUCCGACGACUACUUGAACUGGGUGCCGUACUGGUAGGCAAAACGAAAUGCACCCAGUUUGCAUCGAGUGAUCAGCCUACGGCGGAUUGGGUUGAUUACCAUUGCCCUUGGAACCUACGGGCUGAUGGAUAUCUCUCCCCAAGAGGAAGCAGCACAGGGACCUUCGGUUGCUGUUGCUGGCUAUAUUUGGGUGGACUUCGGAUUGGGCACAGAUACCGGCGCAAGCAUACGUGGCCCUGAAUCGGUAAUGGGGCUAUUUGCUCUACGCCCGAGUAUUACUGCGUCAGACAUGACCCACAUCAUUUCCAUUUCAAAAUUUCUCGAUACGACUGGAGUGGUCUGCCGUACCGCCAAUGUCUUUCACGCAAUAAGUAAAGGUCUGUACGGACAGACUGUGUAUAUCUUUCCUCCUUCUGCUCAUUAGCUAGCUUCCUCACCUUCAUCAAUACAACAGCUUUUGGCUACACACCUUGUCUUGAUCCGCUUCCCCCUGACUGUCGCUCAGC